UCGGAGGCUAACCAGCCAGUCGGCUUGUUUAGUGCAGCCUGUCAACAACACUGCAACCUGAGACGCGAUAGCCAGUGGGCUGGCUAAGUCGACCAGCUAAGUUAGCCGCUAGCCCCGUGUUACCCAAGUACCACGACUCGUAACUAUUCCCUCUUUGUUUGAAAGAUGUAUCAUGCUUUGAAGUUGGUUCGACGAGAGAAGCGGCGGAAUUGAGUUUUCCACUCGGUGGUGUUCCAGAAGAUGGCUGCUCAGGUGGAGGUUCAGACUGGCGAGGUGGGGAGGACCGCGGUCGGAGGGCGGCUUCACCUUAGUCCUUUGACCGACUCCAGCAAUAAGGGCCUCAAUGAGAUCUCCUCCAUCAACCAGUCCCAUAUUAUCAGCCCAGAACCAAACAAACCUGCCCCAGUCGCCAAGCCACGGCUCACUCCUAAACCCUUCGCCGUGGAGAGAAACCCCACGAUUAAGCCCAUACUCGCACCCAAGCCCCAGGCCAAGCCCCAGGCCAAGCCCCAGGCCAAGCCCCAGGCCAAGCCCCAGGCCAAGCCCCAGGCCAAGCCCCGGCCAGAGUCCACUCGCCUCGCUGGAUACAAACCAGAGCCCCCGUGCAGUCCGAAACCUCAGCAACCGGUUGCCUCUGGCAAACCCAGGCCACUGUUGACUAACCCCAGCCGGCCUUCCCCUACCUCAUUUAAAACAACCAAUAAGUUGAACACUGGACAAACAACCAAGCCAAUCGCUCAGCCAUUCAAACCCGCCCCUCCCCUCGACCUUGGAGACCCCAGCAAACCCGUUGUUUUAACAGAAGAAAGGCAGAAACCUCGUUCUUCGAACCUGGUGUACUCAAAGAGUCUUAAACAACUUUCAGCAUCAGAGUGGUCUGGAUCCACCAAAAAUCAAGAUGAGAAGGAACCGAGGACGUCAAGCAAAAGCGGAGGCUCCAUUACCAGAGCCAAGUCCAUGGGUUUUCUUGCUCAGGUGGGGAAGGAAGAAGAAGAAAAGGAAAAAGAAAAUCCAGAGGCAGCAGUGGUACUGCGAACAAAGCCAAGGGCGUCCAGGCCCAGACCCGUGUCCGCCAUUUUCCCCGACAGUCCGACCGUGGCACCAGCUCCUUCCCUUCGCUGGGCGAGACGACCACUUUCGGCGGAUCUCACCGCCAGGUUUGAGUCGAUCGGUCUGUCUCUGCACCGUAAAACUCCCCAAGCAAACGCUAAUGAGAACACGCCAGAGGAAAAAGAAGCGGCACAAAAGAGGGAGCCGGAGAAAACGCCACAACAAAGUACUGAUGGUAUAGAAAAGAAUCCGAAAGAGGCUGAAGAGGAUAAGCGUGCAGUCAGCAUCAAGUCCCGCAUCAGUCUCCUCCUCGAUUCAUCCUCCUCUCCUGGGACGGGCGUCCCGGGCCAAGGGUCAGAUCUUCACUCUCCAGUGCAGCCGGUCCCUGAUACCGAACCACCAGUGGGUGUUCAGCAGAUCAUCAGGCAGCUGACCGAGGACCCCUCACCAGUCCAGAGUCCUGUAGCCAGACCUGCGCCGCGGCCACGCCCCCUCGACCUGGCGAAAAGGUUUUCAUUCGAGCGGUCGCCAGAUCUGGGCAAUGUUUUCUUCAGUGAGGCGACAGACCGCGAUGAGAUCAGCAAAGAUCCUCAGAGGAGGAUCGAAGAGGCAGCAAUCGCCCCCAGUGACCAGAGGACCUUUGUGGAUCUAAGUGACUCCCAAGAGCUGCUGAAAAAGGCCUCCGCGCCCGAAGGGCCUAAGGCCGGAAAGGGGUCGGGCGCCACUUUGAAGGAAAGUGCUCCCGGGAGCGACGCACACACAGUGAAAGCAUCCUUGUUUGAAAAUGUUGUGGAGAGGCACUCUGUGCUGCUGGUGGAGGACAGCAAGCCCGUGAACCAGGCUAGUGAGUCGCUGAGAAGAACGCCCUUUAAGAGCGAACGCGGUAAGGACGACGGAACGAUUGUCACUGCCGCCCAGCAAGAGCCUCUAUCUCCAUCAAGUCCUCUGAGGGUCACACACGCCUUUGACACCGUGCAGGCUGUGGAAGAGAGCAGGGCAGUGAGCGAGGACAUCCCAUCAGCCCAGCGGGAGGUUAAGGCCAUGACGCUGCGCUCCAGGCGCUCCGAGGGGGCCGGAUCAGCACUUGGCGAACCAGCCUCGGCUCCGAUGCCGGAACAGCAGCCUCGAGUUCUGAGAGUUGGCGCUUUGCAAAAGUGGACCUCCGAAGGUCCCGAUACGAGUGUGGACAAAGGGGCGCUCAAGGAAUGGCAAAGGGAAGGACAAGGGGCUUUGAACGAAGACCGGGCAAGGCAGCCGGAAGCUGAACAGGAAGAAGUGGCGGCGGCUCCUAAACGCUUGAAAAUGCUGCAGUCAGAAGAGCAGCCGAAACCCAGGGCCACCUACUUUGCUCUGACCGGACAAAUGCAGGAGCCGGCUUCUCCUGUUGACGGAGGACCAAGCCUCCUGGACUUUGACGAUUUCUCCGUGAGGUCCGCACUAGGAGGCUCUCCAGGGAAGCUUCUUACAACAAGGAGGAAUCCAUCAUUAGAUAAAGCGUUUGAAAAAAACUCCCAAGAUCAGGUUGAGGACUUGAUGAUGAGGGACCACAUUUCCCAAAGAGGGAUAAGAUCCACUUUGGACGGACCGGCAGCAGAGGAAAUCAUGCAGGAGGAAAAGCGACGACAACUACAGAAAGAGACGGAACGGCACAUGGCAAAAAUGAACGAGCUUUUUCUGAGGGAAAAACAGAGGCUGCUGGAAGCGGACCAGGAAUCACGUUUGGAGUUUGCACAAAUGAAGGAGAGGGAAAUGCAAAGAGAAUUUGAAAGGCAAAGACAGAAAGCUUUUGAGAAGGAGAAACGGGAGUUCGAGGAGCAACAACGUGCACUGGAAAGGCAGAAACAGUUGGAGCUUGAACAGUGGCAGAAACUGCAGGAGCUGGAGAGACUGAGGGAGAUCGAAAAGGAGCGGCAGCUACAACAUGAGAAAGAAAAACGACAGAAAAUGGAGAGACAGAGAAUGAUGGAGAGGGAGAAACUGCAAGAGCAGGAAAGGGAGAGACAGCGGGAACAGGAGAGGCAAAGACAAAGGGAGGAAGAGAGGCAAAGUGAGCUGGACAAGGAAAAACAGUUGCUGGAAGUGCAAAGGGAGAACCAGAGGAGAAUUAAAGAGCAGGAAAGACUACAACUAUUAGAGUUUGAAAAGCAGAUGCAGAAGGAAAAGGAGACACAGCAGCUCAUGGCGCUCGAGACGCAGAGAAUAAGAGAGAAGACGGAGAGGGAGGCCGAGAAAAUGAAACAGAUGGCAUUAGAACAGGAGCUUUUAAGAAUGAAAGAGCUUGUUAAAGAAAGGGAAAGACAAAAGGAGAUGGAAAAGGAGCAUCGGCGAGAGGUCGAGAGAGAAAAGCAGAGAGAGCUGGAGAGACAGAGACAGAGAGAUUUAGAAAGGGAGAGACAGAGACAACUCGAUAAUGAGAGACGGGAAUUAGAAAACCAGAGGCUGAGGCAACGGGAAGUGGAGAAGGAAAGGCAGAGGAAAGUGGAAUUGGAGCAAAUCAAAGAGAUGGAGAGAAGACGGCUCUUGGAGUUGGAAAAGCAAAAGCAAGCCGAGAGGGACCGACAGCACAUUUUGGAGGCGGAGAAGCGCAGAUUGAGGGAGAGUGCGGAAAGGGAGGAGGCAGAUAAAAUGAGGCACGUAGCCAAGCAGCAGGAAGGGGAGAGGCAGCGGCUAAAAGAGAGGCAGGAGAGGGCGAGGAUGGAGUCGUCGCCUCUCAGGCCUCAAGUGUUGGAUCUGGACUCCGUGCGCCGAAACGAGUCGUUCUCCAAGGCCCCCUCUCAGCGCAGCGACCCCGCGACUCGUUGGAAGGAGCCGUCUGCGCGAGGGGAAGCGCCUUACCGACCCGCCAUCCUCGAAAUAGACUCCUUCACGUCUCAAGUUCAGCCCUCUCCCAGCAAAGACCCGUUUGCCGUUUCUGGUAUUCAGGGAGUGGACGCGGCGUUCGGAGCUAGAUCACACCCGCCUACGCCGGACGUAGAUGUCAGCUGGAGGCUGCCGCAACUGACCCCGGGCAUCACGAGCCCAGUGUGGACGACGUCUCUCCAGGACCCGUGGGAGCUCCGGCCCGUUGAGAUGUCCGCGGACAAACCUGUGGCGCUGACCAGAAGAAGUAGCACCAAGAUCAGCCCCGAGCAGCUCCUCCUCAGGCAGGGGGAGCGGCUCCUGGCUCCACAGAGGCCCUCCAGCAGCGCUCCCGAGCAGCAGAUAUGGCAGCCGCCGCCGCAGCAGCAGCCGCAGCAGCAGCAGCAGCCGCAGCACCAACCGCAGCCUCAGCAGGCUCCGGACAGCAGGGGAGAGGUGCUCGCCCAGAGGAGAUCACAGGGUUCUCAGGAGUUAAACAGGAUGCGGUCUCGCAGUGUUUCCCGGCGAUCGGCACCUUCGAGCGGUGUUUUGGAAAGAAGCCUUUCCAGGAUGAGGAGUCGCAGCGCCCACCGCGAACAGGACGGCACCAGCUGGGUGCAGCAGAAGCAGAGCGACAGUGGUGAAGAGGAGGGAAAGGACUCGGGAACUCCGGUCCGCGACACCGACAGUCAGUACGGGACCUGGGAGACCGGACUGCGCACCGAGGACAGCCUCACUCCUGCCACUCCCAGCUCGGAUAGCAAUCCCAGCCCUUCGUCGGGGAAGCCGACUCCCACUCGCACGUCAGGUGAUCACGCCUCGCCGUUUGAGACUGACGCUCUGGACAGCCUCCUACCCUCUCCCUCACCUGGGAGCCAGCCCCUCUCUUUCCCCGAUACCCCGACCAUUCUCUUAGACACCAGCGCUCUUCGCUCCAGAGCCCACCUGGGGAAGAAACGAGCGCCGCGGACGCGGCCCUCCAGAGCUGCCCGUCAGACGGAGGGAGAGGGAGGAGCCACUGACGACUGGCUUUACACGGACUCAACAGAGGCAAAAGCUGAGACUAAGGACGAUGACUCUGACUCUGGGGAGCCGACCAAAGGAGUAGACGCCAGCGCUGCGGUUUCCUCUCAGCCACAGAGGAUCGCCCUGUUCCCCGGGAUGGACCCGUCAGCCUUAAAGGCCCAGCUGAGGAAGAGGGGCGACUCUGACAAUCAAAUCGAUGGCGCGGCUCCCUCUUCCUCACAGCUUUCUCGCUCUCCCAAGUCCCCCUUUCUUCCCAGGGCAGCGCGUGUACUGCCCCCUGCUGGUGGGAAAGAGAAUGGCGAGGAGGACUCCCCCCAGUGGUUGAAAGAGCUUAAGUCCAAGAAGCGCCUGAGUCAGUAUGACAAUGACAGCUAAGUACAUAAUGGGGUUGCCUUAACAGAUGAAUCUAUAUGAAACUGAAGCCUUAAUGUUCGACACGGAGAGGAGAGGUGAAUCUACAGCUGCUGUUGUAUUUUUUUUCUAUUCAUUUUUUGUUCUUUUCCCAUCUGGGUUGAUAAAUGUGCAUGGUGCCUUUUUUAUGGAGAGUCUGCUGGUGGAAAAAUAAAACAACGAGCAAGCAAGCAAAGAAGGAAGGGGAAAAAAAACAUUGGGCCACUUUGCUUUAUCCAUUUCAUGAUGCUUGAACCUGUUGAAGCACGUCUGCACCCGGAGGCACUUCACACAAACACUUUAAUAGGGACCAGGAGAAAUUGGGCGGGAAAGGCGAUUAUUGGCUGUUAUUUCCAGUCCAGCCAAAUUUCAGGAACUAGUAAGUGUGUGGGAGCACGACGUCUCUUCAUCCUAGACGACCUACAUCACAUGCUGAAGGACAAUCCAGCGGAUCAUUUCCACGGUGUUUGUAUCUAGUCUCCUUUCUCGUCUAAUACGUGCACACUGGCUGUGUCUGCGUUGGGUAUUUGUGUGUUAUCCGUGCCGGUUGUCGAUGGUGGUCACACAAAGCAUUGCCACAGGACAACAUUUCAGACACUAAUGAUCUUCCUUCUUGAACAAAUCACUGCUGGUUGCUCGUAGAGAGUGUAUCAUGUUAGUAACUGUAAUCAGGAGAUGUUAUAUUUGUAUUAUCAUUGAUCUGACAGAGAGAUAUUUUUUAAAACAUUUGGAUGCAUCACUACAAUGGAUUGGUGACACUCCACAACGCUAAACGUGUCACAGUUUCUGCAUUCUGUAGCUUGUGUUUUUUUUGUAAGUAUCUAAGAAGACGUACAGGGGACUUUGUAUCGGUCAAUGCCUACUCCUUAUCAGCACAAAGACACUAUUCAAUCGUUUAAAUAUACAGUACCAGUCAAAGGUUUUCUCAUUCAAUGAGAAAAUGUGUCCCAAGGUUUGACUGUAACUGCAUUAGACCACACUAAUCAGCCUGUGUUCCCUCCUUAGCAGCUUAAAUGAUUGUAGCUGUAGGCAUUCAUCACAAGCCAUACUUUCAAAUUGUGGCCCUGACACACUCCUCAAUCAUGUUUGAAACGUGUGUGUGUGUGUAUAUAUAUAUUUUCUCCAACAAAUGUGCAAUUUCCCAUGAUUUUGUCCCCAUCAAUGUGUGCAUGCACAAUCUUUGCUGUCGAACCAGGCGUUGCUCAAACUCACUGGCUCAGAGCGUCGGGGCGUUCGCUUACACUACUCCAAUGUUCACUACAUUGUUUAGAUUACUACCUUCCACGAUACUCCCAAAAAACAUUGACAUUUGCGCCUGCUUUUCAUCUUAUUCCUCGUGGUUGUCCAUCCAGCCACACUGCACUUUGUCACUUGAUGCCCUGCAGAUCUGACCUACGCCUCCUCUUUUUGGCCCUGUGUUGUCGUCUGUAGUGUCGUGCAAUGCAAGUGAAUACGUUAAUCGAGUCCUCAGAGUAAGUGUCCCUGGUUUCUCUGUAAAUGAAGUUUUACUCUGUCAUGAAUUUGAGGUUUAUUUUUUCAUGUCUUUGUUUGUCCCUUUUUUUUUUUACUUUUUAUUUGAAAGUAAAAAUGUAUAUAGCACUGUGUUGUACUGGCCAGUGUUCUAAAGUGAAUACAUUCUUAAUAAAAUGUACUCUACUUGA
Molecule: messenger RNA, 6965 nt
Organism: Gasterosteus aculeatus aculeatus (three-spined stickleback)
Lineage: Eukaryota; Metazoa; Chordata; Actinopteri; Perciformes; Gasterosteidae
Source: RefSeq, a predicted model, not a curated record